This is a messenger RNA of Ceratina calcarata, 17722 nucleotides long. It is a transcript of the gene rg, whose product is annotated as A kinase anchor protein rugose. The transcript is spliced from 53 exons. Gene Ontology annotation, cellular component: cytosol; membrane. The record is from RefSeq and is a predicted model, not a curated record. Gene Ontology annotation, biological process: intracellular protein localization. Bases 2185 to 12306 code for a protein of 3373 amino acids. NCBI's taxonomy places the organism in Eukaryota, Metazoa, Arthropoda, Insecta, Hymenoptera, Apidae. Gene Ontology annotation, molecular function: protein kinase binding.
CCCGUUGCGAGCCCGCCGAUAUAACAGCGCCUCUGUCGCACGCUUCGCUCGCCUACGUGCACGCUUUUCCGCGUCGCAUUGUGAUUGCUGCGAGUCGUUGUUGACCCAGUUAGGGCCCGCGUAACCGUUGCCGAUGAGGCGGUCGUGCAUUCACGCGUGUGAGUUUUCCGCGAAUAAUUUUCAAUAGGAACGAGUGAGAACCUCCUGAGUGAUUAGUGCGACAAUCGAAGGGACAGAACUAUUCAAAGCGUUUUCCUUUAGUUAACGCGGACAAUCGCUGUUACGCGAGUCUAGAUUCGCGUGCGAAGUGGUGAUAACAUUGGAAAGAGGGAAAACGCGAUAUUCGUUGGCACGCGGAACAAUCCUUUACGACCCGUUCUCGUCCACAUGGUUCGUGUUUUGCUCCUCCACCCUCUUUGCCUCCCCUGCGUGGCUCACUCUGGACUAUCCACAAGGCUAGGACUAGCCCGCUCGUGACGGGAACACGCGAACAUCAUCUGGCCGGUGUAUACCACCUUGAGGUGUACACGUGAAAGGUGCAGCCAAGUCUUAACCCACAGGCUAUGUACAAUGUCCGCGCAACGUCAUCUUUGACCGGAUACGUAUACCGGUGUACUAACACGGGGAUCAUUCUCGACAUUGUGUACCGAGACAAUUGAUUCGCUGUCAUCGGCGACGCGCUGUGACGUAAACACCUAGCCAUUACUGGAUUUCUGUGGUUCAAAUUGACGCGUUAUCACAUUCAGGUGGUCAACGAGAGUGUUAACGUUAGAUUUACAACGAAAUUUUCCCGUUACGGAGUACGAGCGAGAAAACUUUUGUACUUCAUCAUGAAGGUCUGAACGCGAGGAACAUUUUACAGGCGGCUAGUGACGUUUAAUUGAUAAUAUAGGAAUAGAAUAGAUUAGUUAUUGUAGGAAUAGAAUAGAAUACGGGAAACGGUAGUCGGCAUUCCCCGAUAGACUACACCGUUCCACGUUUCGGUGGGAAUGAUAAUCGAUACGAUGGAAAUGUUCAUGAUAUUAGGUAUCUGCUUCCUGUGCUAUGAAAUGUGCGAUUUGAUCAGACGUUACACCACGCCACAAACGACGGAGCCGCGCCGCUCCCUCGAAGCUUCCGCAGCACCACCGUCUCAACGUGUAUUCUCAAUUUCCCAUAGGAUACAGAAUCGUCCAGCCUGUUGCCCACAGUAAACCGUUGUUACUCCGUUUACUGAGUCGUCCCUCGACGGUUUCUUCUCCUCGAUUCUCCCGUGGUUCUGAACGAAAGUGGCUGGAAAAUUUUCUGAGGAAACCGCUGGAAAACGGAAAAUCCUCAAAGGAAUGAGAAAAACAAAUGGCGAGCUAUCUCGUUUAGAGAAGCCACGGAAAUUAGUUGCGUUUACGCGGCUGACGUGAUCGCCUGAUCUUAAUAAAGUGUUUUGCAUCCAUCACGUUCAGGCAGGAUACGACGAGCUGUGGUCUUUGGACGAAGUUGACGCUCCCUAAUGUACUUGACAUCAUGAAGCGUCCGAUCGAUACGGGAAUGUAAGUGUGCCCAUAUCGCCCUUCGCUUCGUUAUCGCGAUCGAUGCAAUCCGAUCGAUCAUCUCGUCGACGCAAUCUUCAUGCUGGUUACUCUCUUCAUGGAAUCGGGACUGUAUGGCUACGGAAGUGCACGAGUGUUUUCGAAUUCACGUAUACAGUACGAUCUUCACGAGGAAGGAAAAUAAAUUGGUUAAGUUGUUCGAUAGAAAACGUACGAUUUCACUGCCUGUCUUUGGGGAAUAAACUCGAAAGAACGUGUUCCCUUAACGCUGAAAUAGGUUCAGUCUGGUUCGAAGGAUGCAGCGAGGGUGGUGAAUGACCCGUGAAAUACGCUGAGAUCUGGAUUUCAAAGAAUAAAAUCGUAUUCUUAGUUUACUUAAUCCCAAUUUGUCACCGUGAACUUGGAUGUUUACUAUAAUUCAUCUACGAUAAGUGAUCGAUAUUUCAUUGGUAUUGAGCAAUGAAGUAGUUAAGUUGCAUCGAAUUUUAUCUAGUUAUAUCAACAUUCUACUUACAUCUGUAGUUCCGUGUUCAAGAAAAGGAUAAUAGACUUAAGAAUAGUAUAACGCAGUUCAAGAUUACUCGCUGAGCGAGUGAUUUUUUUAUCGAAAAGCUCAAAUUGAAGACACGAGAGGCAGAAUCACGAAGAUCGAGAAGAGAUGGACAUGUUGGAGCGGCUGAUGAGCUCUGGAUUGCAUCAGCCAGCUCUGACGGCAGCCACACGAUCUCAAAACGCCUUCGUGCAGGCCAAUCUUUGCUCCGUGAUCAGCCGGAAGGGUCGUCACCUAACUGGCACAUUUUGCUUAAGAGGAGACACGAUGGAGGGCAUAAUACAAUGUCUGGUGUUUUUGAAAGCGUUUUCGUUGGUGGGUGGCGAAUUCGACAUGGAGCUGAAUUUCGUAAUCCAGGACACGCAGAACAUCAGACACAUGCUCGAGUUGCUCGAUCACUGCGCGCUAGAUCUUCAGGCCGAAAUAUGGAGCGUGUUCAUCGCUAUCUUAAGGAAGAGCGUGCGAAACUUACAAGCGUGUACGGACGUAGGCCUCAUCGAACACGUACUUCUUCGAUUGUCCCGAGCCGAGACCGUUGUCGCUGAUCUAUUGAUCGACAUGCUUGGAGUAUUGGCCAGUUACAGUAUCACAGUGAAAGAGCUGAAGCUUUUAUUCGGUGCUAUGAAAGCUGUAAAAGGAAAAUGGCCACGACAUUCGGCGAAACUGUUAAACGUUCUCCGUCAGAUGCCACAGCGGAAUGGACCAGACGUGUUUUUCAGUUUCCCCGGUAGAAAAGGAUCGGCAAUUGUUCUGCCGCCGCUCGCGAAAUGGCCACACGAGAACGGAUUCACGUUCACCACGUGGUUCCGCUUGGACCCCAUCAACUCCGUUAAUAUCGAACGGGAAAAGCCGUACCUCUACUGUUUUAAAACUAGCAAGGGUGUAGGCUACUCUGCGCACUUCGUAGGGAACUGCUUGGUCCUCACCUCCAUGAAAGUGAAGGGCAAGGGCUUCCAGCAUUGUGUCAAAUAUGAAUUUCAACCGCGAAAGUGGUAUAUGAUCGCUGUAGUAUACAUAUAUAAUAGAUGGACAAAAAGUGAAAUUAAAUGUUUGGUCAACGGUCAGUUGGCUUCGAGUACCGAAAUGGCGUGGUUCGUUUCGACAAACGACCCUUUUGACAAAUGUUACAUCGGAGCUACACCGGAACGGGAUGAAGAGCGCGUAUUUUGCGGACAGAUGAGCGCAAUUUAUCUGUUCAGCGAAGCACUGACUACGCAUCAAAUAUGCGCUAUGCAUAGACUGGGGCCUGGAUAUAAGAGUCAGUUUCGUUUUGACAACGAGUGUUACCUGAAUCUACCUGACAAUCACAAAAGGGUGAGUGAUGAGCCGGAGCUCACGAGCAUGGUGGACCAAAGUAUGCAAACUGUGCUUUACGAUGGUAAGCUGUCGAAUGCGAUUGUGUUCAUGUACAACCCAGUAGCAACGGAUUCUCAACUUUGUCUACAGAGCGCACCGAAAGGCAAUGUCUCCUAUUUUGUACAUACGCCACACGCCCUUAUGCUGCAGGAUGUUAAAGCUGUCAUCACCCAUUCCAUUCAUAGCACGUUGAACUCGAUUGGUGGCAUUCAAGUAUUGUUCCCUUUGUUCUCACAACUAGAUAUGCCUUACGAUUGCGUAGAGCCGAACGAUGUUAAACGAGAUCCAACGUUAUGUUCGAAACUGUUGGGGUUUAUUUGCGAUCUGGUCGAAAGUUCGCAAACCGUGCAGCAACAUAUGGUACAAAACCGAGGCUUUUUGGUGAUCAGCUACAUGCUGCAAAGAGCUAGCAGAGACCACCUGACGACUGAGGUUCUAGUAUCCUUCUUGGGGCUCACGAAACACCUGGUCACCUGUCUCAGCGCCAACAGCGAUUUGUUAUUGAAACAGUCGUUUUACUUUUCAUUCCUAACAUGGCAGCUAUUGGACCACGUUCUUUUUAAUCCCGCUCUGUGGAUAUAUACGCCCGCGCCGGUACAGACGCGGCUUUAUUCGUACUUGGCCACAGAGUUCCUCAGUGACACACAGAUAUAUUCUAACGUGAGAAGGGUAUCCACAGUAUUACAAACAGUGCACACGCUUAAAUAUUACUACUGGGUUGCCAAUCCGCGAGCUAAGAGCGGAAUCACGCCAAAAGGACUAGAUGGACCGCGCCCUCAACAGAAGGAUAUUUUGAUAAUCCGUUCUUAUAUUUUGUUAUUUCUGAAACAACUGAUUAUGAUCGGGAAUGGAGUAAAGGACGACGAGUUGCAGAGUAUUCUGAAUUACCUAACGACAAUACAUGAGGACGAAAAUUUGCACGAUGUUUUGCAAAUGCUUAUUUCUUUAAUGUCGGAACACCCGUCGUCCAUGGUACCCGCUUUUGACGCGAAGCACGGUGUCAGGACGAUUUUCAAACUGUUGGCAGCAGAAAGCCAGCUAAUACGCUUACAAGCUUUGAAACUGUUGGGAUUUUUUUUGAGUCGCAGUACACAUAAACGAAAAUACGAUGUUAUGAGUCCACAUAAUCUGUACACGUUGCUGGCCGAACGAUUGCUGUUGAAUGAGGAGACACUGUCACUUCCAACUUACAACGUUUUAUACGAGAUUAUGACGGAACACAUUAGUCAACAAAUUCUCUAUGCUAGACACCCCGAACCCGAGUCCCAUUAUCGUUUAGAAAAUCCAAUGAUCUUAAAAGUAGUAGCAACGUUAAUACGACAAUCAAAACAAACGGAGCAACUGCUCGAAGUGAAGAAGCUGUUCCUCUCGGAUAUGACAUUGUUGUGCAAUAAUAAUCGCGAGAAUCGUCGAACUGUUCUGCAGAUGUCUGUAUGGCAGGAGUGGCUUAUAGCCAUGGCCUACAUUCACCCGAAGAACACGGAAGAACAAAAGAUCUCGGACAUGGUAUAUUCGUUAUUUCGCAUGCUCCUACAUCAUGCCAUCAAGCACGAAUACGGCGGGUGGCGUGUGUGGGUAGACACUUUGGCCAUCGUGCACUCCAAGGUAUCCUAUGAGGAAUUCAAGCUUCAGUUCGCUCAAAUGUACGAACAUUACGAGAGACAACGGUCAGACAACAUCACGGAUCCCGAAUUGAGACAGCAAAGGCCGAUCAGUACCAUAUCCGGUUGGGAUCAACAGCACUCGGGGAAUAAUGGUUACAACAAACCAUCAUCUUGGGGCAAUCAACAAAACCAUGAAGUGCAACAUGUAGAAAGAAACUACAAGGAGUUCGAUGGGACUGAAGGAAACGAACGACUGGAGGAGUCCUGCAGUUGCGAUUUGAAUUCCAUAGAUAACACCGAAAGCGAUGGCAGUCCAGCAAUCGUGAAAUCGCAUAGCGAAACUCUGGACACAGCUCAGUCAAGUGAAGCGAUGUCCUUAGACUCCAGAUUAAGCGACAAACCGGAAACACCGACGACGGCGCGAGAAAUCCACACGGACACACCAACGAUCCUCGAAGAGGGAAAUAGCGAGGCGGUCUCCAUCCCAACGACACACGAGACCAGCGAAGCGUUAUCGAUAGGCAGCUCCAGCGACUUCUACAGCGAGGUGCAGAAGAUCGAAGGUUCUAGUCCCGAUUCGAUGACGACGCAGGAAGUUUUGAAGAAAGAUGACGAAUCGUCGGAACAGAAAUCACAAGAUGAAACCAUCCCUCAACCACCUGACACUGAACAAGCAGAGGAAAGAAAAGAAGAUAAACCGGAAGACGUCUCGAAGACAGAGGAAACAAUAGAAAUACCAAAAGACAACGCAAAUACUGAAACUGUCGUUUCUGAUGAACAAAAAGAAGCCAAAGCAGAGUCACAGGAAGAGGAAGUUGAAACUGUAAUCGAAGCUGCAGUUGAAACUGUAAUCGAAGCUGCAGUCGAAACUGAAACCGAAGCCAGAACUGAGGUUGAAAUUGAAAAUAAACCUGAGACUGAAAGUAAAGUUGAAGCACCUGCGAAAGAAAUUGAAGAAAUAAGUAAACAAGAGUCUAGCAUUGAUGACAGUACUCCUUCUGAUGACAAGAUUUCUUUCGAGAAAAGUAAUGAAAAGACGGAAGAGACAGAUGCUGAAAAAGCGGAUGAAAGUUCAACGGACGUUGUUAUUCCAGAACAAGGUGAAUCGGAAUCGGAAUCUGUGCUACCUGCUUCCUCCGCCGAGACACCAGAGCCAUUAAUUAUCAAGGACAUCGAGAAGUUGCAAUUAGAAGACCGAGAAGUGAUCGACAGCGAUACUUCGGAAGCGUAUUUAACACCAACAGAGAACCAAGACAAUUUGGGUGACAUGAAAUUGAAAGAGGAGGAGAAGAUCGACAGUAAUAUCACCUCGGAUAACGAAACCACGGAGAAGCCGGAAGAAAAGAACGUUGACGUUGAGAACAGCGUCGAGAACGAAACUGAGGAGAUGGUGAAAAAUUCCAGUUGCUCAACUAGCGUAAUAGAAAGUACCGAGACCGGUAACGAGAAGAAUGUAGACGUAGUAGAAGAGAAGAACGUGGAUACAGUAGUGACUAGUGAGUUAAGUAGUGAAAAAUCUGCCGUUGACUCUGUGACAGAGGAGAAAAGUGCUGUUAUUAAUGAUAACGAAGAAAAUGAGAAGGUAAACGAAAAACAUUCAAGGGAGCCGUCCACUAUUUCUACUAACGUAAGUGAUAAUCAUGCAGACAUUCCGGUGAGAACUGAGCCCGAGGUAGAGGUAACGGAUAGUGUUUGUAGUAAUAGCGAUAUUCAAAGUUCUGUAGAUAAUGUGACGCAAGUGCCAAAUCCUAAGCAGCAAAUACCAACAAUAUCUACGGUCUGUGAUGCAAAUAAAAAUAUACCCGACGGUGUGCCUCAAAUCGUUAAUCCUAUGGUGGUUACGAGGGACAAUUCGUUGUUGAAUGACUUAAAUCCAGAUCAUGUAGAUGCCCAUCGCAGAUCCAGUUUGCCGACCGUCUCCUCCGAGAAAACCACCGACGAUAAUGUUAACAGUAACGAACCUCCUUCUAUACCCGCACCCUUACGGAAAACAUCGUCACCCCAAAAACGACCAAGGAGUGCCUCAACCUCCACGCAAGUGGAUCCAAAUCAUUUCGAAUCGAAACGAGCGAAGCAAGGAAAUCCUUCCACGCGACCAAUGUUUAGUCCAGGGCCAUCUCGUCCUCCUUUCAGAAUACCAGAAUUCAAAUGGUCGUACAUACAUCAAAGAUUACUCUCGGAUGUUCUCUUUUCGUUAGAGACCGACAUUCAAGUAUGGAGAAGCCACUCCACGAAGUCUGUGUUAGACUUUGUAAACAGCAGCGAGAACGCAAUAUUUGUCGUCAAUACCGUUCACCUAAUUUCCCAACUGGCUGACAAUCUAAUAAUCGCCUGCGGGGGAUUAUUACCACUUCUAGCAUCGGCUACUUCGCCAAACAGCGAAUUGGAUGUAAUUGAACCGACUCAGGGGAUGCCGAUUGAGGUAGCGGUUUCUUUUCUGCAAAGACUAGUCAACAUGGCUGAUGUACUUAUCUUCGCCAGCUCUUUAAAUUUUGGUGAACUGGAAGCCGAGAAGAAUAUGUCUAGUGGCGGUAUUCUAAGGCAGUGUUUACGACUGGUCUGUACAUGUGCCGUUAGAAACUGCUUAGAGUGUAAAGAACGUGGCAGAUCGUACAGCAUGUUAGGUCGGCAGAUUGGUACUAGUAAUAAAUCACAGCACAUACAGUCUCUCAUACGAGGAGCUCAAACAUCACCUAAGAACAUAGUGGAUAAUCUGGCACACCAAUUGAGUCCUGUAAAAGAUCCUGAGAAAUUGCUACAAGACAUGGACGUAAACCGCUUGAGAGCUGUGAUAUACAGAGAUGUUGAAGAAACCAAGCAGGCUCAGUUUCUGUCCCUCGCUAUAGUUUACUUCAUCUCUGUACUAAUGGUAUCCAAGUACCGUGAUAUACUCGAACCACCAAUAUCACAACGUCCACCAAGUCCAGUUCAAACGAUACAAACUAACGGUGCCAGUUUGAGACCGGGUAGCCCUUCAGCAGAUGGGAAUGGUGGUGGAGGAGGGCGGCCCCUGUUUCCACAGUGGUCUCACCACGUGUAUCCACAGUUCCUCCCGGGAUCUCACCCUAACGCCAAUGCGAAUGCCAAUGCCAAUGCCAACCACCACAUGAACCAGCACCACCACCAGCACCCGCUACCGGCUGCCAGGCACUCGAAUCGCCAGCCCCCCUCCAACUAUUAUCUCCCGAAUCACCACAGUAAUCAUUAUAACCAUCAUCCGAGUAACCAUAACUACCAUCGUCAUCAUCAUUACCAUCAUCACAAUAACAACAAUCACCAUCAUACGCUUCAAAAGCAUAUCGAUCAGCCCCGAAAUCUCUGUCAUAGAAACUCCGGUGUUGGUUUGCAAGGAAGCGGAGGUAUUAUGAGUCAAGCCGGCUCUCAGGACGACGGUGAAUACGAAGUGAUAAUAGUUGACGAGAACAAUUCGUCGAUCCUGGCUGAUCACGAUGUCACAUCAUCCGGUCCUCCAUCAACCAAGGGAGGUCACAGUGGUGUACCUCGGCCACGGACUAUUCUCGAGGAUUACACCUCGUCAGAACCAACGCUUGGCACCUCGACAAGACCCACUGAACCACUGCCACGAAAUGUCCAGAGCAACGACUCCAGCGAAGAAACGGUGCAUCGUAGUAACAUAACUGCGGAUGCGACUCCGUCAGAUGUAACCACAGACAAUGAGAACAAACAUAACUCUUCCGAGGAGGCUUGGACAGACGUGAACCUGAACGAAGACGGGGACACGAUUCCGAUGACGAAUCAAAGGGAAGAUCCGAGAAAUAUUCACAAUAUGGCACAGUCUCGUGGCGAUAUUCAAGAUAGCGAGGGCAACGUGUUGGACCAGGGAAUGAUGGGAAAUACGGAACGCGGGGAAAAACCUUCCGGUGAAAUCUCGGUGGUCCGCGUGUCCGACAGGUUAAUGAUGACUUCCUCUUCGCCACGACCGGACGAGUUACCAAUAAAAGGGUUGGUCGAUCACUUACCUGUUCCGACGCCCUCGCGCGAGGCUUCGCUCACGCAGAAGCUGGAAAUGGCACUAGGUUCCGUUUGCCCGCUAUUGCGCGAGAUCAUGGUAGACUUCGCACCAUUCCUUUCGAAGACACUCGUUGGUUCCCACGGACAGGAGUUGCUGAUGGAAGGCAAAGGUAGGACUCGUCUGACCACGUUCAAAAACAGCAACUCCGUGGUGGAACUGGUGAUGCUGCUUUGUUCCCAAGAAUGGCAAAAUUCCUUACAGAAACACGCUGGUCUGGCGUUCAUCGAGCUCAUUAACGAGGGAAGGUUACUGUCUCACGCGAUGAAGGAUCAUAUUGUGAGAGUGGCCAACGAGGCUGAAUUUAUACUGAAUCGGAUGAGAGCGGACGAUGUGCUGAAGCAUGCCGACUUUGAGUCGCAAUGCGCGCAGACGUUGCUCGACAGAAGGGAAGAGGAACGGAUGUGCGAUCACUUGAUUACGGCAGCACGAAGACGAGACAAUGUUAUUGCCAAUAGAUUGUUGGAGAAGGUUCGAAAUAUCUUGUCCAAUAAGCAUGGCGCUUGGGGAUAUGUGGAUCCAAUGGCUGCAAAAAUGGCCGAAUACUGGAAGCUAGAUGCUUGGGAGGAUGAUGCACGUAGACGUAAGCGUUUCGUGCACAAUCCACUAGGCUCGAGCCAUCCCGAGGCUACCCUGAAGGCGGCCCUCGAGCACGGUGCACCCGAGGAUGCGAUUCUGCAAGCGCGUGAAGAAUUUCACGCGCAUCUCGCAGCCUCGCGUGCACACCAGCAGCAAUUGCAGUCGGCGGAUCUGAUGGACGACAGUGAGCUGUUGUCGGACGACAGGGAUCUAGAUAACGACCUGACGGGUCCAGUAAACAUCAGCACGAAAGGAAAAUUGAUCGCUCCCGGUAUCGUGGCACCCGGUAUUAUCUCCGUGACGUCCACGGAACUUUACUUCGAGGUGGACGAGGACGACCCAGAGUUCAAGAAGAUCGACAGUGAGGUACUGAAGUACUGCGACCAUCUUCACGGAAAAUGGUACUUCUCGGAAGUCCGCGCGAUAUUCUCGCGCCGCUAUCUCCUCCAGAACGUGGCCAUCGAGAUUUUCUUGGCCAGUCGAACCUCGAUCCUGUUCGCGUUCCCGGACCAGGCGACGGUGAAAAAGGUGAUCAAGGCGCUACCGCGGGUCGGCGUGGGCAUCAAAUACGGGAUUCCACAGACUAGGAGAGCAUCAAUGAUGUCACCUAGACAAUUAAUGAGGAGUUCCAACAUGACGCAGAAAUGGCAACGAAGAGAGAUAUCCAACUUCGAGUACCUCAUGUUUUUGAAUACUAUUGCUGGACGAACUUACAAUGACUUGAAUCAGUACCCUGUAUUCCCUUGGGUACUGACCAAUUACGAGACAAAAGAGCUCGAUCUCAGUUUACCUAGUAACUACCGUGAUCUAUCAAAGCCAAUCGGGGCGUUAAACCCCAGCAGAAGGGCUUACUUCGAGGAACGCUUCCAAAGUUGGGAACACGACAGCAUACCGCCUUUCCACUACGGCACACAUUACUCCACAUCUGCGUUUGUUUUGAACUGGAUGAUUCGCGUAGAGCCUAUGACUACGAUGUUCCUGGCUUUGCAGGGCGGCAAGUUCGAUCAUCCCAAUCGACUAUUUUCAUCCAUCGCUCUAUCUUGGAAGAAUUGUCAACGUGAUACUUCGGAUGUCAAGGAGCUGAUUCCGGAGUUCUUCUUUCUGCCGGAAAUGUUGGUGAACAGUAAUCGGUAUCGAUUGGGUAGACAGGAAGACGGCAGCGUAGUUGGCGAUGUCGAAUUGCCACCGUGGGCAUCAUCUCCGGAAGAAUUUAUACGAAUCAAUCGAAUGGCCCUGGAGUCGGAGUUUGUGUCCUGUCAACUACACCAGUGGAUCGAUUUAAUAUUUGGCUAUAAACAGAAAGGACCGGAAGCAGUUCGAGCAACAAACGUUUUCUAUUAUUUAACGUACGAAGGUAGCGUGGAUUUAGACACGAUAACCGAUCCGGUUAUGAGAGAGGCUAUAGAGAAUCAAAUACGAAACUUUGGUCAAACACCGUCGCAGCUUCUGAUGGAACCGCAUCCUCCGAGAAGUUCCGCGAUGCAUUUGAACAUCGCGAUGUUUGACAAGACAUUGCCACCCGUGUUGCAGUCACCGAUGAUGUUCUCGAGCAUACCCGACGACGUUUGCAUGACCAUCAAGUUCCCAUCGAAUUCGCCGAUUUGUCAUAUAUCGGCUAAUACGUAUCCGCAAAUACCUUUGCCAUCCGUGGUCACAGUGACCACCGGACAGCAGUUCGCUGUCAACAGGUGGAAUACCAAUUACGCGGCAUCCGUGCAAUCGCCGAGUUACGCGGAUACUCCGCAAGCUCAAGCUGUUAAUCAACCAUUAUCCAUGGAUCCUAUUUUGUCUCAAGCAGCCAACAGCUCGAAUCCCACAUUGCGUCGUCACUUGGGCGACAAUUUCAGUCAAAAGUUGAAGAUACGAAGCAACUGCUUCGUCACCACCGUAGAUAGUAGAUUCCUGGUCGCGUGCGGUUUUUGGGAUAACAGCUUCCGAGUUUUCUCCACCGAAACUGCAAAAAUCGUACAAAUAGUGUUCGGUCAUUAUGGAGUCGUUACAUGUUUAUCGCGCAGCGAAUGCAAUAUCACGUCCGAUUGCUACAUAGCAUCCGGAAGUGCCGAUUGCACAGUUCUAUUAUGGCAUUGGAACGCCAGGACGCAGACAAUCGUUGGUGAGGGUGAAGCACCCGCACCUCGAGCAACCCUUACAGGACACGAGCAACCGGUAACUGCUGUGGUUAUUUCGGCCGAGCUGGGACUGGUUGUUUCCGGAUCUUAUUACGGACCAGUUCUUGUACAUACGACUUUCGGUGACCUACUGAGAUCUCUAGAGGCACCGAACGGAUUCUCCUCCCCUGAAAAUAUUGCCAUGUCGCGAGAGGGUGUAAUCGUAGUAAACUACGAACGUGGUCACAUAGCAGCAUUCACUAUUAAUGGGAAACGUCUUCGCCACGAGUCCCAUAAUGAUAAUCUUCAGUGUCUACUUCUUAGCAGAGACGGAGAAUAUUUAAUGACUGGCGGUGACAAACGAAUAGUUGAAGUUUGGCGAACGUUCAAUUUAGCCCUUCUAUAUGCUUUUCCAGCUUGCGAAAGCAGCGUGCGUUCACUGGCACUCUCACACGAUCAAAAGUUUCUUUUGGCUGGUCUAGCCAACGGAUCGAUCGUGAUCUUCCACAUCGACUUCAACAGGUGGCAUCAUGAGUUCCAACAACGCUACUGAGACUGUUUCGCGUACGUGUAGCAAAAUUGAUCGAAACACAAACACGAUUCGCUAGUUUUUUUUUCUUUUCACGGCAAUAGCGACAGAUUUCUUUCAGUCACGGAUUGAUCGCAACCAGGGCAUCCGCUCAAGCAGUCAAUCCCGCAGCAUUCAUUCGCGCGUAAAAAUCUGAUCGAGCGACCUCAAUUCGAAUUGAAGUCGUACCAAGGUAAAAGGCAAGAACGUAUCGUGCAAUAACACGAAGAUCGGACAAGGCGUUCAUCGAACUUCUCGAUUGAUUUCGAGUGUACGAUGAACGAGGUCCGAUCUUCGGCUAUUUUACAAAUAAGAGCAACGAGCAACAACGCUUUCGUAAUCGUUUUUAUUACAAUCAAGUAGUGGGCACAAAAAACAUAUUCGUCGAACAGCAGGUAUAUUCCCUAUAUUCAGCGUUUUAGCAAUAACAGAAGAAAUGACGAAAUAAAUAUUCGCUUUUUCGCGACUCUACGAGAUGAUAGUCGAGUGCUUCCGUGAGAACUUUUAACAACUGGCCGGGCUCAAUCGUGCAUUUUCAAUGCUUGUUUCAAGUUUUCUAGCCCUGCCCAGAACAAGAGACAGAGAGAGGGAUAGAAAAUGAAAAGUUCAAACUGAAUCACGCAUCACUAUCUCUCUUUCGAAUCGCUAGUCAAUUACGAACACACGCGAAUCUAUCUGUCUGGAUGCUUGCGAAUACUCGACGACCGAUUUUUUCAAUUCACCCCGUGUUUCCCGUGGGUGCGUAAUCCAAUCGCAACGAAGAAUCGCAAGCAGUCUUCUGAGUGGCACGCUGAAAUCUGUUUUUUUCACGUGUUUCCACCUGGAAAGAAACUUCUCGACAUACACCUCUAACUCUAGUAACGUCCUGUGUACAUACGAUUAUCUCUAUGGCGUAUACAUAAAUAUAUAUAUAAAAAAUAUAUUGCAUAUAUAUAUAUAUAUUCUAUGCAUAAACACAUAAUGUCGUGGCAGGGUGGCGAACGAAUGAGUGACAGUUAAGGGAGAGACGUGUACACAUUUCAAGAACAAAGAAAAAUGGGAACCUGUGUUUCCGAUUGUAAUUUUCUGCGCCAAUGUUGCGAUUAGUAUUAAUGAGAUACCUUUUGGCUAAGCACUUAGUGAGUUCAGUUCUGCGAGAAAUACGUACGUCAUGCACUCGAUACAAACACACAGCCACACAUUUAUCUGCGCAGAGUGAUACUGGCACACAAAAGCAGGAGGUAUAUUAUACAGACGUUUGCACAAGAGGGCACUUUCGCAAAGGGCGGUGAACGCUUUUUUUGGCUACUCUGGUCGUCCCGUUUUCAAAGAACAUACACACACACAUGUACACACACUAUGAUAAUAUUAUACUAUUCACAUACAUUCAUAAUUAUAUUCACGGUCAACCUGCAAGUAUACUUCCUACUCCCCGAUAAUCACACGUCCUUCGAGAGAGAUCCUAAUUUUUUAUCAAAGCCGUCCAGCUUAACUUUCUGCGAGGAUAUUUCUUGGUAUUUUCGCACGCGAGGUAUAAUUAAUCAGCAAAGACGAAGAAUUAUUAAAUAGGCUUUUAAAAAAGAAAGAGAGAGGAAAGGAAUACGAGCGAGUUUGAGUCAUGCGGAUUCGUCCGAAUUUGGUUCGCGUUGGUUCUGAAAGGAUCAAGCGUUGUGUUCGUGUGUGAGCGUGUCGCCCGUAUGUGGAUUCGAAUGAAGUAAGGGAAAGCAAAAGAGAAGGUAGUAUUAAUGAGAGAGAGAAGGCUAGACGCAAGGAUUAAAAAAAUAUAUUAUCAAAGUAGUAGAAGAGGAACGCUUAAGAGAGUGCACUGUUUAAGUAGUAUCACGAACCAUGCGACUUUCGUUUAUUCGUCGCUUCGCUGUACAACAAAUGCUAGUCACUCUUUCUUAGAAAAGAAACGCACCGGUGAAUCAAGGGAAACACUAUUGCUCACCCAUAUACCGUGGUAUAGUAGAUUAGUAAAUCUCUUCAAUCCGGUGAGUCGAUGACGAUAAUUCCUUUUACACGCACGUUUAGUCAUCUCUGUAAAUCUUGAUGCAUUUUUCUUUGAUGAAUAUCGUAAGAAGGAAAAAGUCGCAGAGAUGGUAAGAACGGAAAGCAAAAUGAGUAAGGGCGCGAAAGACGGCGUGAGAGGGACGCAGCGUAAAUAAGAAUAAUUCGGAGCGUUCUAUGUCCGCGACGGUGAUUGUCGCGAUGCUGUUAAGCGAGUCUAUGAGUAAUUAGUACUUAAAUUCCAUAGGGAAAGUACUUACUUAACUCGUACUUAUUUGUACAAUUGUAGAAUGACGAUUAAUAAAACAAACAAUCAACAGAAAGUUAGUACAUUAGAAUAGCUUUUUACUAUUGAGCGCUUGUAGAUUCAGAACAAAAUGCUUAUUGAAUGAAACUUUGAACAAGUUAUUAAAGGUUUAUAAUUUAAUUUGUAAAUUAAAAGUUCGAGACGUCUACAGUUGAGGCUCGCUGCGACAAACGUGAUUGAUCACCGACGUAUUCACCGAAUUUCUUAGAUGUCGAUACACACUUAAAGAGAACUAAAAAUUAUAUUAAUAUACCGUUUACGUGACAUAUGUAAAAUAAAUGCAUGGUCCCGUCAUUCUAGCAAUCAAUCAUUCUUGAGCUUGAGGCGGAGAAACUAAAAAAAAAAAUAUAUGGAAAUGUCGCGGUAUAAACAUUAGUUGUAAACGUCAUUUUAGUGUCGGUUCUUGUGUCGUGCACCCGGUCCACCGCCGGUCUCGUUAAUCGUACAACUAUGCAUAGGACAAUGCUACGUGUACAACAAUGUGUUAAAUAAUGGUAUUAUCGCUAUUAAUUGUUUGGGCGUGCUUAUCUGCAUGAUUGUACGUGUUGUUCCGUAUGUCUAAAGAAGGUGUAAGAAACCAAACCACAGGGAAGAAUUAGAGGACCGAGGGAGUUAUGAGAGGGAGAGAGAAAGAGAGAGAGAGAGCUGCAUGUAUGCGUGAGGAAUAGGAUUGUGCCUGGUGCUUCGGAUAUAAUGUUAAUUUUACAUUGUACUUAAUGUACAGUCGCAUAUUAUCGACUUAUUUUCGCUACGGUGGAGUUAGAAGAGGGCAAAAGUGAAAAGUAAUGAACAAAAAAAAAGCAAAAGAAAAUCGAGAAAGAACGGACAGUGGAAGCACAACAUUCUCACUACAUUUCCUGUGCCACGUUCGCACUCCUUUUCUCGAGUUUGCGGUAACGGUUUGAAAAAGUACUUAACAAGCGCAAAGUAACGCAAUCAAUAAGGAUGUAUCGCGAGAAGAGGGGGAAACAGGAAAGGAAAAUGAUAAAAAAAAAAGAGCAAAAAUUUUAAACAGAGGAGUUUUUAUAUUUAUUUAUUGGUGUGUGAGAAUGCUGCACUUUUCGAGCAAGUUGUUAGUGAAUUCCCUCCAUAUUGCUAUAUAUAUAAUAUAUAUAAAUAUAUAUAAAGGAAGUUAACAAGAAAAAAAUCAAUUUUCUGUCCGUACUCGAACUUCGGUACACAUAAGAGUAACGCUACUAUUAUAUUUUAAAUAACGCUAAGUACAACGCUACAACAAAGAUUUGCCUAUAUAAUUAUUACUGAAACUACAUUUUAUUCUCAUUAUUAAUUGAUAUAGUUAUCAUUAAUCAUCAUUAAUAUGAUUACGAGGUGUAAUUGAUUAGUGUUGUCGACAUCACACGCGUUUACGGUUGCAUUUUGACACGUAUACUUAUUAUAAUAAACGAUAAUGUAAUAAUCGAAUCGCUGAACGCGAACGACACAAAGGUGAAUAUGACGAAAAAGCGAAUGGAGUACAAGAAAAUAGAGAUUUGUACAAUUCGCGAAUGAUUUAAUAUUCGCACGACGAGGUAUGUCGAGCCAUAAAUGUACGAUGUUCGCGGUAUUCGCAUUACGGAAUUAUAUGUGAUCGGGAACUAUAUAGACGGUGUUAAAACACACAAAUAACGAGAAGCGAAAGAAGAAAAGAAACGAAUUAGUAAACGGAAGUUUUUAGAUACGGAACUGCCCGUAGAGAUACUUACGUGUAGAUUUAAUCGAACGUUAUACGUUUUCUAAGCGUAAUCAUGGGCGGAUGAGGGGAGAAACGCGCGUAAAUGUCGUGAGCUAACAUUUUCUCGGGCGCUUAGUCGUUAGAAUCGUGACCUCUUCAGUAUUUAGCCGCGUUGCUCCCGUUAAGUGAGAUCGCGGCGGCGAUGACGCGAGAUCGGUUCAAAAAAUUGGAAAUGAUCGAAUACGACUUCGGCGAUUAGAAUAUAACUUUCUUGUCGUCGCGAACUUCUCGACGCGAGGAUAAUUUUCCAAUCAAUUGAUAAAAAAAAGUCAAUAUACACGAAAUCGUAAAGAAAACUAAGGAAGCAAACAAAGCGGAAAACAUAAGAAUGAUCAUGCAAAGGGAGAACAGACAUAGAGAGAAAAUAAUAAGAACAUGUAGCGGAAUCACGUAGAGCUGCGAUCAUUUAAACGAGAAUCAUCGAGUUCAUCAUCUGCGUCUCAAGUAGCGUUUUAUAAUCCUAAAUCCGUUUUUCUUAUGGUUAAGCGAUACGGUUUAAAUAAUUGUACAGCAUUUGUAAUGCUAUAGGAGCCAUCCGCUCUGGAUUAAGCUUAAGCCCAUUUCCGGUUCAUAGAGAGAUAAAUACUUACACAUACAUACAGAUUCACACAAGAGAAGAACGACAGGAAUAAUUUAACAUCGCUGCAGUUACAUUUCUUCAAAGACUGAACAUCGUUCCACGACGUAUUAUAUUGUUUAUCAUACAUGUAUAACUGUACUGUAUAAUUCACUAUGAUAUUUCAUCGCCGCGUCACUGUUGAUCGUAAUUCGUAUUCUAGAAACUGCGCAUUGAUCAGCAAAUUAAAAGAAAGCCAACAAAAAUUAUAUGGACUUAGGAAGGAGUAAAAAAAAAAAGAAAACAGUAAAAUUGCGAUUUAAAGGAGGAAAAUAAUAUGGCCUAACUUUUCUCACAGUUUAAGACACGAUUUAUAAACAGCUUAUACAAAAGAGGAAAAGAGAUGAAGGAAACGAACAAAAUUGGAUCGAUGUUCGAUCGACGAACAAAUGACUGCAAUGUUGAUUAGCCCUUUCAAAUGGAACCUCGAUGCUUGUUUAAAUAUAAUUUCCAAAUCGAAAGCCAAAAAGAAAAGAAAAAUGCGACCGUGAUCACCAUGUGUCGAUCGCAAUUAUCGACGAUCACGGAACGAUGCGACGCAGUUUCAUUCCCGGCACUUUUAAAGAAAAAAAAAAGUACUAUUAAGUAGAGGUACUUAAGUCGUUGCUACAUACCAAUAUAAGCUCUAUUGCUUAUUUUAUACUUAGUAUUAUCGUAACGUUUCGAUUAGAGUUAACAUAAUGGGAAAGUUGUAUCUUAGAAUAAGGUAGACUAAUCUGUAAAGAUAAGUAGUCAAAUAAAUGAAAAGUACAUUUGA